ACUUUAGUUGCCGGCCUACAUACAUAUGUAGCCAAUCCAUGCAGAUCCUCAAGUACUCUAAUCUUCGCAUCGGUACCUCCCUAACGAUUUCGAACUAUCCCUGACCUAUCAUGGAGUCUUCCGCCCUCACCCCAGAAGACUACAAGGCCCUCGAGGCGACGAGGCUGCGGCUCAUGCAGAUCUCUAGUGCUAUUGGCACCCUCAAGGCGAACGUUUUAUCUAGCAAUCCGCUUCCAAACCUGGAAUCGCUUCAGAACCAUGCAGAUAUUCUACAAGGCAAGAUUCAGAGCGUCCUCAGCGUCAUGAUGCCUAUGGCAGACACCUUCAACCGUAUCGUGGUCCACCCUUCUACGAAUUUCCCUGGUCGCACCCAGGAGCAGAUACUCCUACAGCUGUUACGAAAGAAGCCAGAACCAGACGUCGCGACGGCGAUGGGAGAGGGAAGAAAGAUUUUCGCAGGAUUGACUCAAGCAUCAGAUCCCUCCGAUGCACACGCCAAUGCCGAGACGGGUAGCGGGAAGGGGGUCGAGGAAUUAGAAGCUGUAUGGGCAUCGACACGAGAGUUCUUCCAAAACCGCCUCGCGGAAUAUGUACAGGGCGAGGGAGAUGAUAUGUUCACGGAGGAAGAGCGCGCGCGGGGGGUCGAGAACGUGCGGACGGGGCUUAAGAGAUCGCUGCUGGAGGACGAGGAUGAGGAAGAAGACGAUAGUGACGACGACGUAAUGGAGAUUGAUCGACCGCCGCCCCCGCCGGCACCUGGCGUCGCGACUCAAGAGGUCGAUGGCGCAGCGCUGGAAAGUGUCAUGCGAUUCGCGGCGAGGGGCGAGUUUGUUUCUCGGUGAGAAUCCUGUGCGCUUAUUGGUGGCAUAGCGAUAUUUCUCCGAGUCCCAAGGGUUUGAUGUGAUGAGUUCCUAUGGGUACCACUUUUAAGACGGCUUUCGAGCGGGCGCUUAUAAUUAUAUGGGCGGCUUUACAUACGAGUC
This is a messenger RNA of Annulohypoxylon maeteangense, 983 nucleotides long. RefSeq names its product mediator of RNA polymerase II transcription complex subunit 8-domain-containing protein. The transcript is spliced from 2 exons. Gene Ontology annotation, cellular component: core mediator complex; mediator complex. Lineage: Eukaryota; Fungi; Ascomycota; Sordariomycetes; Xylariales; Hypoxylaceae. Gene Ontology annotation, biological process: regulation of transcription by RNA polymerase II. The coding region runs from base 111 to 842 and encodes 243 amino acids. Gene Ontology annotation, molecular function: transcription coregulator activity; RNA polymerase II cis-regulatory region sequence-specific DNA binding. The record is from RefSeq and is a predicted model, not a curated record.